AUGGAUUGGAGAGGGUAAGAUUAUCCUACAUUGCUAAAAGGGAUUUAGAAAUUAAUUUUAAAUGGCCCUGGCUGGAGGCAUAAUUAAAUGACCUUCCUUCAAAAUAAACUCCUCCCUGCCUCACUCAAUGCAACCCUAAUUCCUGCUGCUCAUAGAUGAGGUAGAGGUCAAUCAAACUCGACCAAGACCAAAACAAUGGAAUUGCCAUGGAAAAGCGUGGCGGAAAGGCUAUACAUUUAGGCUAUUGUUUAUAAGUGUAUUUCACACUAUGUUGAGGUAAAAAUCUGAGUAUAAUGCUUGUAUGGAUGUCAACCCCAACAUAUGUUCAUGUCAUCGUUCCCAAACAACUGCAUUAGUACAGUUAAAAACGACUGACUAGCACCACCAAUUUCUAUAUGCUAGCUAUGCUAACAAGCUUAUACGAACGGGAGUUAGCAUUUAGCAGUCAGUUCUUUUAAACCUGAAAAGGGGCAACUUCUACAUGGUAUGCAGCGAAAACAGCCCAAAAUAUAUCAAAAUCGGACUUAGGCAACCGCAUUGUGGGCAUGUUAUAAUACAUAAAUCAUGAUGGAUUUGACGGAUAUUCACUUUGUUUGAUCCGAUAUGUUGAAUGUGCGCCAACUCCUUUACCUCAUCUAUGCAGUGAUUGUUUGCUUAUCAGGUGCAAAUCGAGUCAAAAGUAUACACAAAACAUUAAGAACGCCUGCUCUUUCCAUGACAUCGAUUGACCAGGUGAAUCCAGGUGAAAACUAUGAUCCCUUACUGAUGUCACUUGUUAAAUCCACUUCAAUCAAUGUUGAUGAAGGGGAGGAGACAGGUUAAAUAAGGUUUUUUAAGCCUUGAGACAUGGAUAGUGUAUGUGUGCCAUUCAGAUGGUGAAUGGGCAUGACAAAAUAUUUAUGUGCCUUUGAAUGGUGUAUGGUAGUAGGUGCCAGGUGCACCAGUUUGUGUUAAGAAUUGCAAUGCUGCUGGGUUUUUCAAGCUCAACAGUUUCCCGUGAGUAUCAAGAAUGGUCCACCAAAGGACAUCCAGCCAAAUUGACACAACUAUGGGUAACAUUGGAGUCAACAUGGGCCAGCAUCCUUGUGGAACGCUUUCGACACCUUGUAGAGUUCAUGCCCCGACGAAUUGAGGGAGGGGGCUGCAACUCAAUAUUAGGAAGGUGUUCCUAAUGUUUGCUAUACUCAGUGUAUGAAUCAACCUUCAAUUGUAUUUGUUUUGCAGAUAAAUUACAUAAUCUCUUUUACCCCUAAUAUUUCGCUAGACGGCAGUGUGCCUUUCUUCACGGCAUAUAACGUAGUGUUGACGAAUGAGGAAGUGAUUCUAUUUCCCGGUGUUUUUCUGCGUUAAAGCAAAUAUUAUGGAUAUACUGACAAGAUACCACUACCCCGGCCACCAGCUCUGCACCCUCCGCUGCAACUUGCCCAUGCCCCCCCCGCUUCUCCUUCACACAAAUACAGACAGCUGAUGUUCUGAAAGAGCUGCAAAAUCUGGAACCCUACAAAUAAUCUGGGCUAGACAAUCUGGACCCUUUCUUUCUAAAACUAGCCGCCGAAAUUGUCGCAACCCCUAUUACUAGCCUGUUCAACCUCUCUUUCGUAACGUCUGAGAUCCCCAGAGAUUGGAAAGCUGCCGCGGUCAUCCCCCUCUUCAAAGCGGGUGACACUCUAGAUGCAAACUGUUACAGACCCAUAUCCAUCCUGCCCUGCCUUUCAAAAGUUUUUGAAAGCCAAGUUAACAAACAGAUCACCGACCAUUUCGAAUCCCACCGUACCUUCUCCGCUAUGCAAUCCGGUUUCCGAGCUGGUCAUGGGUGCACUUCAGCCACGCUCAAGGUCCUAAACGAUAUUAUAACCACGAUCGAUAAUAGACAGUACUGUGCAGCCGUUUUCAUUGACCUGGCCAAGGCUUUCGACUCUGUCAACCACCGCAUUCUUAUUGGCAGACUAAAUAGCCUUGGUUUCUCAAAUGACUGCCUCGCCUGGUUCACCAACUACUUCUCAGAUAGAGUUCAAUGUGUCAAAUCGGAGGGCCUGUUGUCUGGACCUAUGGCAGUCUCUAUGGGGGUGCCACAGGGUUCAAUUCUUGGGCCGACUCUUUUCUCUGUGUAUAUCAAUGACGUCGCUCUUGCUGCUGGUGACUCUCAGAUCCACCUCUACGCAGACGACACCAUUUUGUAUACAUCUGGCCCUUCAUUGGACACUGUGUUAACAAACCUCCAAACGAGCUUCAAUGCCAUACAACACUCCUUCAGUAGCCUCCAACUGCUCUUAAACACUAGUAAAACUAAAUGCAUGCUCUUCAACCGAACGCUGCUUGCACCCGCCCACCCGACUAGAAUCACUACUCUCGACGGGUCUGACCUAGAGUAUGUGGACAACUACAAAUAUCUAGGUGUCUGGUUAGACUGUAAACUCUCCUUCCAGACUCACAUUAAGAAUCUCCAAUCCAAAGUUAAAUCUAGAAUCGGUUUCUUAUUUCGCAACAAAGCCUCCUUCACUCAUGCUGCCAAACAUGCCCUCGUAAAACUGACUAUCCUACCGAUCCUUGACUUUGGCGAUGUCAUUUACAAAAUAGCCUCCAACACUCUACUCAGCAAAUUAGAUGUAGUCUAUCACAGUGCCAUCCGUUUUGUCUCCAAAGCCCCAUAUACUACCCACCACUGUGACCUGUACGCUCUUGUUGGCUGGUCCUCACUACAUAUUCGUCGCCAAACCCACUGGCUCCAGGCCAUCUAUAAAUCACUGCUAGGCAAAUCCCCGCCUUAUCUUAGCUCAUUGGUCACCAUAGCAACACCCACCCGUAGUAUGCGCUCCAGCAGGUAUAUCUCACUGGUCAUCCCCAAAGCCAACACCUCCUUUGGCCGCCAUUCCUUCCAGUUCUCUGCUGCCAAUGACUGGAACAAAUUGCAAAAAUCUCUGAAGCUGGAGACACUUAUCUCCCUCACUAACUUUAAGCAUCAGUUGUCAGAGCACCUUACCAAUCACUGCACCUGUACACAGCCCAUCUGAAAUUAGCCCGCCCAAAUACCUCAUCCCUAUAUUGUUAUUUAUUUUGCUCAUUUGUACCCCAGUAUCUCUAUUUGCACAUCAUCUCUUGCACAUCUAUCAUUCCAGUGUUAAUACUAAUUGUAAUUAUUUUGCACUAUAGCCUAUUUAUUGCCUGACCUCCAUAACUUGCUACAUUUGCACACACUGUAUAUAUAUUUAUUUCUGUUGUAUUUUUGACUUUGUUUUGUUUUACCCCAUAUGUAACUCUGUGUUGUUGUUUUUAUCGCACUGCUUUGCUUUAUCUUGGCCAGGUCGCAGUUGUAAAUGAGAACUUGUUCUCAACUGGCUUACCUGGUUAAAUAAAGGUGAAUUAAAAAAUAAAUAAAAAUAAAAUGUCUCUCCGCCCAAACAAUGGGAGGUAGACAGCUUUUCCGCCGAGUCGGGCCUCUCACUUCCUCUCUGUUUAACGUGCCCCAGUUUACACCCCACACAGUAGGUGGCGGAAUGCACUUUUAACAUAUGUUUAUGCCGUCAUACCAUACUCUUCAUGCGAGCUACAAACAAAAUACGGUGAGACUUUGGUGAGUAACCCCUCUUUUAAAUGCAGAUAUAAUUGAACAUGUAUUCAGUUUCUAUUUACAACACGUUUACCAACACUAUAUGCACUAAUGUUACAGCUUGGCUAGCUAGCUACUGCUGAUAAUGCAUAGUGAUGGAUGCAUACGCCUAACUAAUAAUGAUCAGCCUGACUGGCUCUGUAUUCAGAUGUGUAGUUCGCCUUUUAUGUUUCACAUGUAUUAAACCCCUGAAAAACAUAACCUUGAAUACUUGUUGUAGGCAGUAACCGAGUCUUUGAUCAUCAGUACCAUUACGCAUAGCUAAGAGUCAUUGGAGGAAGACGUCUUCAGAGGAGUUUGGUUGACCCCGACGCUCAAUCUGAACAUUAACAGUCAUAGUUUACGGUACGGUUUCGGAUGUGAAAGGACCUUAUCUUUCAUAUCAGCAAGAAAUAAUUUAACAAAACUUAAGGUUAAAUUGAUACACACCUUGAUAUGGUUAGGGUUAGUGUUCCCACACAGGCCAUAUCAACAUGUUACAGCGCUUGUUUACAUAAAACAGACAGAAGACAAGAGGCCACUUGUGCUAAUUAGCCAUCUAACAUGCACCGCACACCUAACGGCUGUGUGGACGUGUAGCAAAAGUGUAGUUUUGUUGGAUGGAGGCACCCAUAGCUGUAUGAAUCUGUACCGAACUGCUACAGUAAGUGUAUCUCUUUUAUUUGAAGGUUUCAUUCUCGCGGAUGCAAGAUCAGGGCCAUAUGUUUCGAAAGCCGUAUCGCAAGCAAUUAUUAUUGACGUUUCUAAACGUUAAAACACUGCGUCGGGAUUGUAGUUCACAUGAGCCAGUCGUGGGCGAAGCUGAUUGCUGCCUAGAGUUUUCGAGAGAUAACGGUAACCCAGCUAGCUAGCUAGCUAGCUAGCUAUCCCCAGUACUUGACAGAUGACUGAGCUGUCAAAAUAUAUUAUUUUAUUUAACCUUUAUUUGAUCAGGGAGUCAUACUGAAACCAAGGUCUCUUUUACAGAUGAGCACUGAAUUACAGAAAAUACCAGUGUUGUAAAGUCUGGUUUCGAGACCACAGAGUGUCUCGGUGUUGUCUUUGUGUCGGAUACGUUUGUACUCGGUCUCCGACAGUGAGGACUCGUAAUUUCUUCCCGAGACCAGCUAAGUAAAAAUCAUAAUUAUCAGCUUCCAUUCAGUCAGCGCAUAAAACCGCUUCACCAGGCUAUAGCUAUAUAUAAUCCUUUCUUGAAACAUGAAUAUCUUAACAGCCUUUAUAUCUAUUAUAGACAUGUGUGCGCAGUAGCGAACCAAUAGGCCUUCAGUGUGUGACAGGUUCGUGAUUCUGAAAGGACAGCAACCGUAAUACCAGCGCACUCGUAUACAGUGAGGGAAAAAAGUAUUUGAUCCCCUGCUGAUUUUGUACGUUUGCCCACUGACAAAGAAAUGAUCAGUCUACAAUUUUAAUGGUAGGUUUAUUUGAAUAGUGAGAGACAGAAUAACAAAAAAAAAAUCCAGAAAAAUGCAUGUGUGGGGUUCUAUUUUCUAAUAAUUGGAUCUGUAUGUGAUGAAUAGCUUAGAAGGAAUGCAUUAAUGAUAAGCAUAGGUUUGUACUAUACUGAUAUAAAUUGUUUCACAUAACAGGCUGUUAUUCAUGUGUGGAACGUUAGGGGGUAAGAUGAGAUAAGAAUUUGUGUCUCCAAAUACUAGACUACACUGCUUCUUUGUGUUCUGUGAACCGUCCAAGGACAUGGGUCCUGCAAAAAAAAGUGCUAACUCCACAGGUUGUUAUGAUAAAAACUUAUGCCUGGCAACAGGGAUGCGCCAAGGGACUGGGACCAGCCCGUGCGCAAACGGAUUGGCUGAGUAAGUCUAAACCACGCUCAGUCUCUACUCUGAUUGGCCAGCAGAGAUUGGGAACUAUCUCUGUCAGAGUAUUUGAAGAAGAACCUGUAACAAUGGAUUAAUUCUCUGAGUGCCCUGCGUGGUAUUUCAGUGGACCCGUAUAUACGAACCUUCAUACUUAUAUCAUACCUACAUUUUGCAUAUAAUAAAUUUAGCUUGGAUUGAAGAUCUCUUGAUUCUUAUUCCAAUACCAGAUUUGAAUUACGCAAUUUCUAACACAUGUCAAAAAUGUUAUAAAUUGAUUUGCAUUUUAAUGAGGGAAAUAAGUAUUUGACCCCUCUGCAAAACAUGACUUAGUACUUGGUGGAAAACCCUUGUUGGCAAUCAGAGGUCAGACGUUUCUUGUAGUUGGCCACCAGGUUUGCACACAUCUCAGGAGGGAUUUUGUUCCACUCCUCUUUGCAGAUCUUCUCCAAGUCAUUAAGGUUUCGAGGCUGACGUUUGGCAACUCGAACCUUCAGCUCCCUCCACAGAUGUUCUAUGAGAUUAAGGUCUGGAGACUGGCUAGUGUGUUUUGGGUCAUUGUCAUGCUGGAAUACCCAUCCACAACCCAUUUUCAAUGCCCUGGCUGAGGGAAGGAGGUUCUCACCCAAGAUUUGACGGUACAUGGCCCUGUCCAUCGUCCCUUUGAUGCGGUGAAGUUGUCCCGUCCCCUUAGCAGAAAAACACCCCCAAAGCAUAAUGCUUCCACCUCCAUGUUUGACGGUGGGGAUGGUGUUCUUGGGGUCAUAGGCAGCAUUCCUCCUCCUCCAAACACGGCGAGUUGAGUUGAUGCUAAAGAGCUCGGUUUUGGUCUCAUCUGACGACAACACUUUCACCCAGUUCUCCUCUGAAUCAUUCAGAUGUUCAUUGGCAAACUUCAGACGGCCCUGUAUAUGUGCUUUCUUGAGCAGGGGGACCUUGCGGGCGCUGCAGGAUUUCAGUCCUUCACGACAUAGUGUGUUACCAAUUGUUUUCUUGGUGACUAUGGUCCCAACUGCCUUGAGAUCAUUGACAAGAUCCUCCCGUGUAGCUCUGGGCUGAUUCCUCACCAUUCUUAUGAUCAUUGCAACUCCAAGAGUUGCAAUGUACCCAUUGCAAGAAACAUUUAGCACUUAAAGUGGAACUGACAACGUUUUUAACUACUUUGCAGAUAUGAAACAAACAGACCAUCAUAAUAUCAGUCAAAAAUAUCAAAUUCCCAGUUUAUGCUACAAAACCAACUUCAUAAGAGGUUUUAAAAAUAGGUUCUAUUUGACUCAACCAGUGCUUAAUUUGAGCUGGAUCCUGCUGGAACAGGAUCCGGCACCUCUCAGAUUUGACUUUGUUUGAUCCGGCACCUAUUUGCCUGGAUCCGGUACCACUCGCGGCAUGAUUUAUUUAUUAUUAAUCAGCAUUAAAUCAAGUUGACUCCUCGUUAUUUCUCCCGCCUCCCAGAAAGACCAUGUAAAAGUGCGGUGACCUUCUGUGUGUACAUAGAGGUUAUGGGGAGGGUCAGUGGGGUAAGUAGCUGAUCUUGACACAGGUCUUGGUAGUGGUGGCCAGCUAGUGAAGAGGUCCCUACGUACAGUGGGGAAAAAAAGUAUUUAGUCAGCAACCAAUUGUGCAAGUUCUCCCACUUAAAAAGUUGAGAGAGGCCUGUAAUUUUCAUCAUAGGUACACGUCAACUAUGACAGACAAAAUGAGAAAAAUAAAUCCAGAAAAUCACAUUGUAGGAUUUUUUAUGAAUUUAUUUGCAAAUUAUGGUGGAAAAUAAGUAUUUGGUCAAUAACAAAAGUUUCUCAAUACUUCGUUAUAUACCCUUUGUUGGCAAUGACACAGGUCAAACGUUUUCUGUAAGUCUUCACAAGGUUUUCACACACUGGUAUUUUGGCCCAUUCCUCCAUGCAGAUCUCCUCUAGAGCAGUGAUGUUUUGGGGCUGUCGCUGGGCAACACAGACUUUCAACUCCCUCCAAAGAUUUUCUAUGGGGUUGAGAUCUGGAGACUGGCUAGGCCACUCCAGGACCUUGAAAUGCUUCUUACGAAGCCACUCCUUCGUUGCCCGGGCGGUGUGAAGGUAAUCUGAAUAUGUGCUUCAUAUCACAUAGGCAGGAGGCCUAUAUAUUCUGAUAUGUGUGUUCUGCUGUAGCCUACAUUGAUUUAUUUUAUUUGAAGUUAUUCCGAUAUUGUGAUUUGUUCUACUGCUACAUUGAUGUCUUGGAAAUUAUAUGAAAUUCGGGUCUUGUAAGCCCCACAGCAGAGUAUGUGUGCAUAUGGCGGGUGUUCUGCAGUGUUGUCUAAAAAUGUUGCUGUACAUUGAUGUCUAGAAAAUUAGGCUAUAAGAAAUUCGGACUUGUGUAAGCCCCGCAGCUACACUCAAGUAUGUAGGCAUACUGCAGUGACGUCUAAAAUGCUUUGAAUUAAUUAGCACCUUAGAGAGUGCUGUCCGUUUCACCACCAUAGAUAGUAGGCUACUUGACUGCUACAUUGUUUGACACCUUUUUUUCUCUCAAUGUGUUCCGGUACCUCAGAGCCCCCAGUAAAUGUAGGCAAAAAAAAGUAAUAGUUAGUCAAGAACGCUCUAGAUAACAUGUAAACAGCCUAACCAGCUCUGCUACAGCGAGUAAAAUUAGCUUGGGUGCUUGGUUGGGACAAGCAUGCAUUGGCAGGCAAGCUGCGGAAGGACGAGGAGGCUACAAUUCCCUGUUGUUAAUCAGUGCAAGUUUUGACGGCCAACUAGCUGAACAUUUUUGAGGGUUUAUCUAAUGUUCCUUCAUUUUAGCUUAUCUUGCUCUGGCUAGCAUUAGUUGUUGAUGUGCAUAACUGAGGGAGAGACAGCCUACCUUUUCAUGGUUGUUUGAUCAGUAGGACUGUAAAGUUCCCAAAUGUAAGAGGACUCCUGUGGUGUUUACAUAUUUGCAGAAAUCCAUUCGGGUGUAUAUUGUGGCUUUUGGCGAAUGCGUUCAAAUGAUUUAAAGUCGAGCUGUUGCAACUGCCUGUAAACACACAGUCCAGUUCAAAGUUAUUAUGGUGGUGAUUUGACAAAAUUACAAUCAUGGUCUUGACUCGAUUUGCUCCGGUCUUGAAUCGGUCUCGCUUUAGGUGGUCUCAAACACAACACUUGAAAAUACACACCAAUUUCUUUAAUAUUUUAGAUUGUUAAACAGUGUGUCUUGUGUGGACUUAUACACUAUGAGACUAAACUUGCCUGUUUUUAAUGGACAUUUGUAUUUAUGAAGGUGCUAGAGUUCAGUAUUGUUAGUUUGUGGAAUGUACUAUAUUUGUCUGACGUCUAUUUUUCUCUUCCUAUAAGAUGGCUUGAAUAAUAAAUAGAUGCAUAAUUCUACCAGCCAGGUCUAUGUUCCACCUUUCUGGAACAUGUUACUGUACCCCCCAGGUACAGUAACAUGUCUCCCCCCCCCCCCCCCCCCCCCCAGGUACAGUAACAUGUCUCUCCCCCCCCCCCCCCCCAGGUACAGUAACAUGUCUCUCCCCACCCCCCCCCAGGUACAGUAACAUGUCUCUCCCCCCCCCCCCCCCCAGGUACAGUAACAUGUCUCUCCCCCCCCCCCCCCAGGUACAGUAACAUGUCUCCCCCCCCCCCCCCAGGUACAGUAACAUGUCCCGUCCCCAGGUACAGUAACAUGUCUCCCCCCCCCCCCAGGUACAGUAACAUGUCUCCCCCCCCCCCCCCCAGGUACAGUAACAUGUCUCCCCCCCCCCCCAGGUACAGUAACAUGUCUCCCCCCCCCCCCCCCCCCCCCCAGGUACAGUAACAUGUCUCCCCCCCCAGGUACAGUAACAUGUCUCCCCCCCCCCCCCCCCCCCCAGGUACAGUAACAACAUGUCUUCCGGCCCACCUCAGUCGCCCGCAGUGGCUAAGACAGAGGUGACUGUCGAAGGAGAAUGUCCUCUCCUCGCCGCCACCUUUGCCUACUGGGACAACAUCCUGGGCCCGCGGGUGCGCCACAUCUGGGCUCCCAGGUGCGAGCAGCCGCUGUUGCUGAGUGACGGUGAAGUCACCUUCCUGGCCAAUCACACGCUGAACGGGGAGAUUCUGCGCAGCGCCGAGUGUGGAGCGGUGGACGUCAAGUUCUUCGUCCUAGCUGAGAAGGGCGUCAUCAUAGUCUCGCUGAUCUUCGACGGCGAGCUGAAGGGUGACAAGAACACGUGUGCCCUGUCCAUCAUCCUUCCACAGACAGAGCUGGCCUUCUACCUGCCCCUGCACACUGUCUGUGUGGAGAGGCUCAAACACAUCAUCCGCAAGGGACGCAUCUGGAUGCAGAAAGUAAGUGUUCAGAUGCUAAGUUCCAAGUCUACCCCCUACUAGGCCAUCCCCUUAAGGCAGUGUUUCUCCAUCCAUUCCUAGGGAAAUUGACAUUUGUUAUAGCCCAGCACAUUCACCUGAAUCACCAAGCCGGUAUUUGUCAUUGACAUACAGGGCUACAACAUCAUUUCUGUGCUGACAUCAGAGAUUGUCCCCAUCAUGGAGCUGCUGUCCUCCAUGAAGACACACAGUGUCCCAGAGGACAUUGACGUGAGUAUCAGAAGCAAUCAUAUACAUUUGGCAACACUUUCAUCAUAUAAAACAGCACUGUGCAUAAAAUACAGUAGAGCUCACUAUACUCCGCAGACCCAUUUAUGUUGCAACUUUGCUUUUAAAAGUUAGUGGGGUCUGUAAUUGACAUCCUUGAUAAAGAUGAGCAAAAAUGACUAUAAAAUAAAUCAUUCAAAUACUGAGCUAUAUUGUAUGCUAAAAAAAAUUGGAAAAUAAUUUUAUACUAAUACAAUUUUUCAGAAAGAUAGUUUUCUCAUCUAUUGACACCCCUGUUUUCAAUACCUCACCUUGCAAGGAUAACGGCACUGAGCCUUUUUCUAAAAUGUUUUAUGAGUUGGAGAACACAUUGGGAUGGCUCUUAGACCAUUCCUCCUUCCAGAUCCUUGAUAUCCUAGGUCUGGGCUUAUGGACUGUCCUCUUCAAUUCUAACCACAGGUUUUCAAUGGGUUUCAAGAAGACCUGUGAAGAAAAUUGUUGUAUUUUGUAGUUUAUUUGAAAAUACCAACUUUUCAAAUACUCGAGGUAGUCGAAUAUAGUUUCAAGUAAAAGGUAACUAUUUUAUUUAAUGUUCAAAAACAGGUCUCAGAGCAACAAAUAAUAUUUGAAGGUAUUUGAAUAUAUGCAAGUUAGAUAGUGUAGGGGCGGGCUGGCCAACAACUGAUGAGUGUGAAGUAACACAAGCAUAGACCAAAAUGGACCUUUCUGGAAACGACCCAGGACUUUUAUUCAGGGAACAAAACAACAGAAUGCGCCACAGCGCUGGGUAACAAUAAAACCAAACCAAAACCUAGCUCGUCUUUGGGCCUUUCUACACGGGUCUUCCAGUCCCUCUCUGCUACCGGACAGCUAAGCUGUUUACUGGCGUAUCCAACAAAAUAAAAUAAAAAUCCAACAGUCUGGUCCUUACUUGGGUCAGGUCCACGGCCAAGUAACAUCUUGUAUGUUCCUGUCCAGUUGGGUUCGAUAUCCCUCCCAGUGUUGGAGAGCCCUGCAUGUCAGCUCUUGCUGCUCCAGACCAAAAAACCGACCUGGCCAAAGCCAGGUUAAAACAGCCACCACCCAACCUCCAAGCUAAUUAUAUUCAGGUGUGUGUAAUUAGGCUCUUACUUACCCUUCCGGGCCAUCCUCUCUCCAGGCCAGCAGAUGUAGCCAACGAGCAGGAAUAUACCGGCCUUCACGCACACACCCACCCUCUCACUCAUCACUAUAUAUAUAUAUAUAUAUAUAUAUAUAUAUAUAUAUAUAUAUAUAUAUAUAUAUAUAUAUAUAUAUAUAUAUAUAUAUAUAUAUAUAUAUAUAUAUAUGAUGGCUGCCAAAUAUUUGAUGAAGAACCAAAAACUACAACAUGUAGUUGAAUUAGUCUAAAUAUAUGAUCAUAAGCACAUGGUUUGGAGGGCUCUUAGAUAUGAAUCUUAAUAUAGCCUAUAGCUUACAAUUAAUUACAUGAUGGACAUGGAAUCACCUCAACAUUAGAGUAGACCACUUUUGCAGCUUUAAAAUCACAAAAAAAUAUAUUUCCAUAAUGAGUGAGACAAGGUAAUACAGUAACACUCAAGUUCUUAUACAUGUGUAGUAACUUGUGAUUAUUACAAUAGCAACAUUGUUACAUAGGACUUUGGAAAUUGCUUUAUAAUUCAUUAUGACCCUAUGGGGUGAGAUCUUGCGUGGAGCCCCAGAUGGAGGGAGAUUAUCAGUGGUCUUGUAUGUCUUCCAUUUCCUAAUAAUUGCUCCCACAGUUGAUUUCUUCAAACCAAGCUGCUUACCUAUUGCAGAUUCAGUCUUCCCAGCCUGGUGCAGGUCUACAAUUUUGUUUCUGGUGUCCUUUGACAGCUCUUUGAUCUUGGCCAUAGUGGAGUUUGGAGUGUGACUGUUUGAGGUUGUGGACAGGUGUCUUUUAUACUGAUAACAAGUUCAAACAGGUGCCAUUAAUACAGGUAACGAGUAGAGGACAGAGGAGCCUCUUAAAGAAGAAGUUACAGGUCUGUGAGAGCCAGAAAUCUUGCUUGUUUGUAGGUGACCAAAUACUUAUUUUCCACCAUCAUUUGCAAAUAAAUUCAUAAAAAAUCCUACAAUGUGAUUUUCUGGAAUUUUUCAUAGUUGACGUGUACCUAUGAUGAAAAUUACAGGCCUCAUCUUUUUAAGUGGGAGAACUUGCACAAUUGGUGGCUGACUAAAUACUUUUUUCCCCCACUGUACUUUAACAGUUAUUUUUUCUUAACUGCAUUGUUGGUUAAGGGCUUGUAAGUAAGCGUUUCACUGUAAGGUCUACUACACCUGUUGUAUUCGGCGCAUGUGACAAGUAAAAUUUGAUUUGAUUUUUGAACUACUCUCUGUAUGUCUCACUACAGUUACAGUAGGCAAACCUUUUUAUCUUGUCCUUCAUGUUGAGGACUAUUUCACCAAAGAACUCUGUUUGUUCCAUCUGUGUUAGAUCAAGGACACUGUCCUAAAUGAUGAUGACAUUGGAGACAGCUGCCAUGAAGAUUUCCUGCAUAAGUAAGCACUCUUUUUUUUAUUGUAGGCCUACCUGCUUCAUUCUGAAAAUUGGAAGCAUUUAAGUUACAUCUACGUUUAUUUAUUUAUUAUUUUAUUUUUAUUUUUACACUACCCAAAACCAUUCUGUGACAAUUUAACCAUAGGAAAAUUAUAAAUACUGCAAUGCAGUGUUGAUUAAAUUGAGCUCUGAGACUGAUAAGUAAUCUCUAUUAACUAAUGUAGCCACCAAGUGGAAAACCCUGCACAUUAUCAAGAAACAACCUUGAGUGCCCCUGCUUUUCUUUUUCUGGGAAAGACACAGGGUUAAAAAAAUGUUUCACUCUCCUUCAGGUUAGCAGCUUUUCUCUCUGUUGUUGUCCAAGCUGGGCAGGUCCAUUAGGUACACAUUGCUUACCUUGCACACUAUAUUUGUGAUGAGGUUGUAGUUAUCAGUGGAAUGCAGUUAUGCACCCCCUGACAGAUCUGUCUAAACAUAAUUAUCUUAACUGCCUGUGGAGAUGACAAAUGCACUGCAAGUCAUAAUUUAUUUUACAUAGCUUUUAAGUGUUAUUGCAGUAGUCAGGAAACACUUAUGUCACUUUAGAGACCUAUAUUAAAGUCAUAUUUUUAUGACAAACACAUACACACGUGGACACAUUUCAUUACAUUUUAAUGUUGCUCAUUAUGCUAAAUUAAUAUCAAGUGACUAUUCCUCAUCCUUGUCAUUUAUUUUUUUAAAUACACACACAUGAAAUUGCCUCCGUCUCUCAGGGCAAUCAGUUCUCAUCUCCAAACGUGUGGCUGCUCCAUGGUGGUCGGAAGCAACCCAGACAAAGUCAACAAGGUACUGACAGAUUGCCAAUACUCUGUGCUCAAAACAUACAUACAGUGCCUUUGGAAAGUAUUCAGACCCCUUGACUUUUUCCACAUUUUGUUACGUUACAGCCUUAUUCUAAAAUUGAUUAAAUAGUUUUUUUCCCCUCAUCAAUCUACACAAAAUACCCCAUAAUGACAAAGUAAAAACAGGUUUUUAGACAUUUUUGCAAAUUUAUUAAAAAUUAAAAACUGAAAUAUCACAUUUACAUAAGUAUUCAGACCCUUUACUCAGUACUUUGUUGAAGCACCUUUGGCAGCGAUUACAGCAUCGAGUCUUCUUGGGUAUGACACUACAAGCUUGGCACACCUGUAUUUGGGGAGUUUCUCCAAUUAUUCUCUGCAGAUCCUCUCAAGCUCUGGCAGGUUGGAUGGGGAGCUUGGCUGCACAGCUAUUUUCAGGUCUCUCCUGUUCAAGUCCGGGCUCUGGCUGGGCCACUCAAGGAUAUUCAGAGACUUGUCCCGAAGCCACUCCUGUGUUGUCUUAGCUGUGUGCUUAGGGUCGUUGUCCUGUUGGAAGGUGAACCUUCACCCCAGUCUGAGGUCCUGAGCGCUCUGGAGCAGGUUUUCAUCAAGGAUCUCUCGAUCCUGACUAGUCUCCCCAGCCCUUCUGCUGAAAAACAUCCCCACAGCAUGAUGCUGCCACCACCAGGCUUCACCGUAGGGAUGGUGCCAGGUUUCCUCCAAGCGGGCUGUCAUGUGCCUUUUUACUGAUGAGUGGCUUCCGUCUGGCCACUCUACCAUAAAGGCCUUACUGGUGGAGUGCUGCAGAGAUGGUUGUCCUUCUGGAAGGUUAUCCCAUCUCCAUAGAAGAACUCUAGAGCUCUGUCAAAAUGACGAUCGGGUUCUUGGUCACCUCCCUCACCAAGGCCCUUCUCCCCCGAUUUCUCAGUUUGGCCGGGUGGCCAGCUCUAGGAAGAGUCUUGGUGGUUCCAAACUUCUUCCAUUUAAGAAUGAUGGCCACUGUGUUCUUGGGGACCUUCAAUGCUGCAGAAAUUUUUUGGUACCCUUCCCCAGAUCUGUGGCUCGACACAAUCCUGUCUCGGAGCUCUACGGACAAUUCCUUCGACCUCAUGGCUUGGUUUUUGCUCUGACAUGCACUGUCAACUGUGGGGCCUUAUAUAGACAGAUGUGUGCCUUUCCAAAUAAUGUCCAAUCAAUUGAAUUUACCACAGGUGGACUCCAAUUAAGUUGUAGAAACAUCUCAAGGAUGAUCAAUGGAAACAGGAUUUACCUGAGCUCAACUUUUAGUCUCAUAGCAAAGGGUCUGAAUACUUAUACUAAGGUAUUUCUAUUUUUUGUAAAUUUGCAAAGAUUUCUAAACCUGUUUUCGCUUUGUCAUUAUGGGGUAUUUUGUGUAGAUUGCUGAGGAACUUUGUAUUUAAUCCAUUUUAGAACAAGGCUGUAACGUAACAAAAUGUGGAAAAAGUCAAGGGGUCUGAAUACUUUCCGCAUGCAUACAUUGGCUGCUGUAUCAGCAUAUGUAUUCACACUCAUGCACACAGUAGUUGUAUAAAAAUGUUCUACACACAGACGUGUCUGCAUAUGUUAUUGUGUAUCUACAAAAAAUUGCAGCAUACAAAAUCUGACAUGACAGGUUAACACACACCCACACUCUCCUCCAAAUCCUCUCUCCCUCACUGAAAUGCGGAUGUGAUGUGAGGUAUUCCACGUUGAUAUUUAUUUGUGUUUUCUUGUGCUCUAGAUAGUGCGCACACUGUGCCUCUUCCUCACCCCUGCUGAGAGGAAGUGCUCUAGGCUCUGUAAAGCUGACUCCUCUUUCAAGUACGACACAGGACUGUUUGUACAAGGUCUCCUCAAGGUACCCCACCACGCCACUCUAAAUUACAGUUCUCUAAUGCUGGUCCUGGAGAGCUAGUGGGUGUGCAGGCUUUAUUUUUUGGCCAGCACUAACGCACCUGUUUGAAAUCAUAAACUAAUAAUUAUCUUCGGUCCAAUGUGUUCAAUGAGGGUUACAUAACAUUUUGUUUUCUCACAUCUAGAUUAUCCCAUUGUAAGGGCAUGCAAAUUAAUAAUUUAAAUGAAGUAUUUUUUUUUCAAACCAAGGCCUCAAAAAAUUAACAAAAGGUCAUAGCUUAACAGACUGCCCUCCUCAUUACGCUCCCCCUCCUUUCUCCAAACCCAGGACUCCACGGGCAGCUUCGUCUUGCCCUUCCGCCAGGUGCUGUACUCGCCCUACCCGACCACGCACGUUGACGUGGACAUCAACACGGUGAAGCAGAUGCCACCCUGCCAUGAGCACACGUACAACCAGCGCCUCUACAUGCGCUCUGAGCUCAGCGCGCUCUGGAAGGCGGCCAGCGAGGAUGACAUCGCCCCCGACGCUGUCAUUCACACCGACGAGUCCUUCACCCCCGACCUGUAUGCUUUCUUCUCUCCUGUUCUGUUAUUCCAAUUAGAUUGGAAUUGCCUGUGUUUAUUUAGCUGCCUAACAGCAUUGCUUGAUUUAUUUCAUAUGUAUCAAAUUUGUUUAAAUUAACAUUAAUGAAAGACGUGGAUGUUAUUCUGUUUUUAUGACCACUAAAAGCUCCACUCUAUUAUCAGGAAUAUCUUUCAGGACGUUAUGCAUAAAGAUACCCUGGUGAAGUUAUUUAUAGAUGAGGUAAGACACCAGCACAAAGGAAGCAACAAUAUUUGUGGUGCUGAAAAAUGGUCUCAUCAUAUGUCAGCCUUUGUUGGCUUAUCAGGGCCAACAAUAAUAGUUGAUUCUCGGUUUUAUUCCCAGGUGUUCAUGCUGAAGCCAGGCCUCAAUCUGCGAAGUACUUACUUAGCCCAGUUCUUGCUGAUCCUUCACAGAAAGGCGCUCACACUACUCAAAUACAUUGAAGAUGAAACGUAAGUUACCUCCCACUAUGGAAGCAGAUGUAAUUGGUUUCAAUAUUACUUUUGCCCCAGCACAGCAGCACACCAUGUAGUACAACUUUUGAUAAGCUUGAAUUCCCCACCCACAGGCAAAAGGGAAAGAAGCCUUUCCGCUCCUUGCGCAGCUUGAAGACAGACCUCGACCUGAUGGUGGAAGGUGACCUGAAUAUCGUCAUGGCUUUUGCUGAGAAGCUGAGGGCUGGACUGCACUCCUUUGUAUUUGGGAAGCCAUUCUACACCAGU
Molecule: messenger RNA, 16445 nt
Organism: Coregonus sp. 'balchen'
Lineage: Eukaryota; Metazoa; Chordata; Actinopteri; Salmoniformes; Salmonidae
Source: the annotation of a GenBank genome assembly